Molecule: messenger RNA, 1824 nt
Organism: Venustampulla echinocandica
Lineage: Eukaryota; Fungi; Ascomycota; Leotiomycetes; Helotiales; Pleuroascaceae
Exons: 6
Coding region: 1-1824 (607 amino acids)
Source: RefSeq, a predicted model, not a curated record
AUGAAAGAAUCAAGGAGACAACAACUUGCCCUUGGGCAAGGCGUAGGCCACAGGGCUAUCGGGAUCGAGAACUUGUCAGGGCAUGCUCUACAAUGCGGGAAUCGCCUGUUUAUGAACUGGAGUAUUCCUGCUGCUGUGGUGCGAUUCUUGAAAUCGAAGGCCACAGAACAUGUCUCGCCUUACGCUGAAGGAACCCCAAUGAGUGGCGUUGAAGUCUGUACCCCAAAGACAGCGCCAUCGCCGAAACAGGCUCCAUCGCCUCUUACCAAUUCGAAUUCAAAUAAUGGUCAUUCCAGCAUGAUGUUACUUGGUCAGGAUAGUCUAAAACUCAGCAGGGUGCACACUUUCAUUGGAAAAGAACAUAUGGCUCUCGUGAAUAGGAUGAGUGUACAAGAACAAACUGUUACCACUGACUGGUUACACCUCUGGCUAUUUGCGUUCCGAACCGCGAGGACUUGGGGUCGCGGGCCACGCGUGUGGGAUUCCAGCAAUCUCAAUUUCGAACGAUUCGUUCAAGGAUCUUCCCAGAACUCGGUUGAUACCCCUGGCGGCCCGAUGGUGGGUUCUCCUUAUUCUCAGUCGUCUCACCAAAGCCCCAGACAAAGGGUCAGCCAAGGUGCCAACAUCUCCAACCCGGAUUCCAAGUGCAGAUGGAGUAUCCAUGUUUGUGAAAUAGAAUACGACAUACAGAAUUCCCCUAUAGCAUCAAAUGAUGAAGUUAUUGACCUGGGCGACGAGGGAGGCUGGAAACCUUGGCCUCGGCAACAAAUUAUCUCUGGUUUUGCUGAUUUGCUGAAGAAGAAUAUCGAAAGUAACGACUUCAGUAAUGGUGAGAUCACGGAUCUUCCAAUCAACACCAACCAGAUAAUUAAAGCGAUGAAGAGAUCGCCGGGACAACUAUUGGUAGAAGCCUUUGGUUUUAGCAUCAUGGCACGAAUGGUCGACGAGGCAUUCAAGAAAGAAACUCGAUUCUCGGGAGAAGAAGUAGAUAUUUGUGGCCGAUUCGACGCCGACUCAGAUUGCAUCCGGCAACUACAAGCCUCUGGUAGCCCCACGAUAUCGCAAACCUGGAAACACAUGUUCUGCCAUACAUCUGCCCAAGUCAUCACACACUGCAUUGGAACUCUCUUUAAACCCCAUUGGGCCCCUGAUAUCAAUACACCUAGCGGGAUUUUUCUUAAGAGGUGCGGCAAUGAAACCUGCGGACUCAAAAUGCAACUUAAGCCUCUUCAUACUUUGGUCGUCACGGCAGUGUAUCUAGCGGAGUUGGGGAUUGACGGAGAAAAUCGGUUUGCAUUUACACCGACAUUAUUGAAGGCAUUGAGGAGGACAAUAUUGGCGAAGAAAAUCAUGAGGGUGGAUGACGAAGAGGCUGAGAAUCAUGAGGAUGAUGAGGAAGAGUCUGAAGAGCGCUAUUACGAGGAAGAGCAUGGGUACAAUCUACCCGCUAUGUGCCCCGAACACUUGGAAUCGUCUUACCAGCGCAACUACUUCCGCAAGAACAAGUACUUGGCGACUUUGUGUGCGGCGGUGCAAACAGAAUUGGUCACAUAUCGUCGAAUCGAGGAAGGAGACCCCUGGAUCUCUGAGAACUUCAACCUAUUGUCGGUGCUUAAAAGCUUAGAGACAGAGACUGAGCUGCAGAUUGGGCUAGUAUCCAACAAAAUGAUGAACGUUUUCUGUAGAUGUGGGAUUUUUUACCGCUCUGAUGAUGUUGUAUGUUUACGUGUCGAGGAAGCUUCUGCAUAUUACUUCUCAAAUCUGGAAGAUUGGGACAGGACAAGCUUUUUGUCAUCUUAUUUCGACCGUUGGGACGAGUACUGA